UAGAUCUCAAGCUUCCUGUUGUAUCUUUGCUCUUUAGCUGUUCACGUAACCAGGUCGUGUUAAAGAACAAAGAAUAAAACAUGGAGGAUGUUGGACUACCUUUGGACUUUGAUCAAGAUUGCCCAAAUGAGUUUGCAUUUUGGGGACAGAUGGACCAAAAUUUUCAUUUUCAGACCCACCUGGAUUCCUUUUUGAUGGACUGCCAGGCAGCAAGCAGUCAGCUCUCACCAUGGUCUACUUUCGGCUGUCAGUCUGUGCUCUCAGACGCUCAGCUGACCUUCACCGACUUGGACGUUCAGUCACCAGGACUCGAUGCCUGUGCUGAGAUUGAAGGAUGUCCUGCAGAUGAAUCUCUGGAAGCAGCUAAGCGCAGGACAAGGAGGCUGGUUCUCCACCAGCCGUACAAGGUGCAGCGACAUGCCGCCAACAUCAGAGAGAGGAAGAGGAUGCUGAGCAUCAACUCUGCCUUUGAAGAGCUCCGCUGCCAUGUUCCGACAUUUCCCUAUGAGAAGCGUCUGUCUAAGAUAGACACUCUGAGGCUGGCCAUAGCCUACAUUGCUUUGCUGAGGGAGAUACUCCUGUCGGGCUCCGACCCUAAAUCCUAUGUUGAUGAAUGUAUGAAGAACGGCUGUAAGAAUCAAAGCAACGCAAUCUGGAACACGAGUGAUCUGACAGCCCGUCUCUCUUGGAUAAAGUGGGAUUAGCUGGGAAGAGCGGGGGCAACCCAAGUCUGUAGACCCGAGCUAAGUGUCAACGAUGGACAGGCAUGGAGGCGUGCCGCUGCCUGCCGACAGACAUCUGCAGACUUCUCACCAGGCCACACACCUCCGUCUUUAUCAACCCUCCUCACUACUUUGUUCUAAGUAGCUUUUAAUAUUCAAAUGUACUGUUAACUGGUAAUUGAGAAUCAUUCUUUUAGAAACAGGUGGACUAAGGAGGGAUGGCACAGCACAGCUUUCCCAAACGGAUGCCAUUUAUCACAGAGAGACACACUGGCAUCAAACUGAAAGGACUCAUACUUCUGCACACUGAGAUGAAGCGUCUUCUAGGCUCAGUUUCAUUAUGCUACAAACCAGUGUGAUAAAAGCAGCCUUUAUCUUGUAAAUAAAAGGUUGGAGUGAUAUGUUGCCGUCUGUCAGGUGCUUUUUUUUGUGUCUGUAAUAUAUUUUUUAAACAAACUGUAUUCUUAAAUUGCCUCCCAUCAAACAUGUAGGCCAGGGGUUUCCAACCCCGGUCCUCAAAAUUUACUGUCCAGAAGAUUAAGAUGCUUCUAAUUUUAACACAGCUGAUUCAAAUGUGUGAAUUCCAACUUCAACAUGUCAUCAAGCUCAGCAGAGGCCUGCUUACAAGCAAUUAAUUUUAUUAAGCUAUCUUACAGCAUAUAAAAUUAAAAAGAAAACCUGCAGGAGAGUAGAUCUUGAGGACUAGGGUUGGACACCUCCCAUAUAGAAAAUGUAUUCAUUA
Messenger RNA from Cyprinodon variegatus (sheepshead minnow), 1464 nucleotides. Its product is annotated as transcription factor 21-like. The transcript is spliced from 2 exons. NCBI's taxonomy places the organism in Eukaryota, Metazoa, Chordata, Actinopteri, Cyprinodontiformes, Cyprinodontidae. Gene Ontology annotation, molecular function: RNA polymerase II transcription regulatory region sequence-specific DNA binding; protein dimerization activity; DNA-binding transcription factor activity, RNA polymerase II-specific. Gene Ontology annotation, biological process: regulation of transcription by RNA polymerase II; developmental process. The record is from RefSeq and is a predicted model, not a curated record. The coding region runs from base 81 to 704 and encodes 207 amino acids.